Molecule: messenger RNA, 593 nt
Organism: Drosophila elegans
Lineage: Eukaryota; Metazoa; Arthropoda; Insecta; Diptera; Drosophilidae
Product: leucine-rich repeat extensin-like protein 5
Exons: 1
Coding region: 50-514 (154 amino acids)
Source: RefSeq, a predicted model, not a curated record
UAAACCAGAAUUUUUACAGUACUCUAUUAAGUGAAAGACAGAGCUGAAGAUGCGAUCCCCAGUUUUGUUCGCCUUGGGACUUGUGGCCUUGAUUGCGGCUGCCCACGCCGACGAUCCAACUCCGACUAGUCCAACCUCGCCGUCCUCACCCACAUCGCCGACAUCGCCGACUUCUCCGACGUCUCCAACUUCGCCUACUUCGCCAACUUCGCCAACCUCGCCAACAUCUCCUACCUCCCCAAGUUCACCCACCUCCCCAACUGCUCCGUCGACUUCCCCUUCCGCACCAACUUCGUCAAGCACCCCAGCCACGCCCACAUCCUCCAGUGUGACCUCUUCGCCCAGUGACUCGUCGUCCUCGAGCUCCGACAGGAGCUCGGAGGUGGCCAGGCUAAAGCGCAGGAUUCGCAGGCUGAAACGCCAGGAGAGGCGCCGGCGGAUUCGCCAAGCAAAUCGUCGCCAAAGGCAACGAACCCAGCGUAGAUCCCGUCAACGCCAGAUCCGCAGGUCUUAGGAAGUCAAUUUGUCUAAGGCAAUGUUCUCCCAGAAUAUAAAAUGGAAGCCCAAAUUAAAUAAAAUGUAAAUCGAAAUUA